AUGGCAGACAAGUCUCGGAAGCAGGCAUAUGGAUUGGUGGAGAAUAUUCUAGUAAAGGUUGAAAACCUUUACCUCCCUGCGGACUUUGUGAUACUUGAUACGGGAGAGGAUACAGAUGACUCUAUCAUCCUAGGAAGGCCAUUCCUAGCCACUGGAAGAGCCCUGAUUGAUGUUGAGAGACGAGAAUUAUGCCUGAGGAUGCAUGAGGACUAUUUGUUGUUCAAGUUUUACGCCAAUGUUUGGGUAACAUACAAGCAUGUCAGUGGCAUGAACCCGGAGCCGAAGAAUUGGUGCACCAUGGUCAGAUGGCAUAUCAUGGAAUUAAGCCCAGAGAGUGUGAGGGUGGUAUUGCAGUUACCAACAUCUGGAAAGGACCCUCAUUCAUACACUCGUAGGGUCAACACUGACCAACGUUUGGAUCAAGUUCUUGCUGACAUUUGCCUCCUCAGAGCUCAGUAG
Molecule: messenger RNA, 459 nt
Organism: Arachis ipaensis
Lineage: Eukaryota; Viridiplantae; Streptophyta; Magnoliopsida; Fabales; Fabaceae
Source: RefSeq, a predicted model, not a curated record